Molecule: messenger RNA, 4898 nt
Organism: Venturia canescens
Lineage: Eukaryota; Metazoa; Arthropoda; Insecta; Hymenoptera; Ichneumonidae
Exons: 4
Coding region: 4-3534 (1176 amino acids)
Cellular component (GO): lysosome
Molecular function (GO): cysteine-type endopeptidase inhibitor activity; cysteine-type endopeptidase activity
Source: RefSeq, a predicted model, not a curated record
ACAAUGGCAAACCUUGAGACGCCAAAAUAUUUUUCAACUAUUAGUUUCCUGGCGCUUACAACUUUCGCGCUUUUUAUCCCUGCGACAUGUGUAAACAUACCGUUGGACAGUGAUCCGGAACUUCUCAAACAAAGUGCACUAGAUUAUUUAAAUGAUAAUUCUCCGACCGGCAACACUUAUAAAAACGGAGAUUUAAUCAGAGCUGAGAAAUUGCAUGGCAACAUUGCACCGUCGCGAUCCACCCUCCUUAAUCGUAGCGGACUCCGUCGCCAAAGGAGCGCGGCGAGCUCGAAGAAAAAGUUCCAACUGGAAGCAGGCUACAAAAUCUACAGGCUGAUGUUGAAUUUGGAACCAAACUGUGUCGACGAUUCGUCGUGUCUUCACGAGGUUUGUGCUCUGGAGUUGCGUCAACAGGAGCUCGGAGUGACGGACGUCAGACCAGACUCGAUCCAGUGCAUGUAUUUGUAUCCGCAAUCCGAUGAAGCGGAGACGCAGCAACAGACGACGCAAGAUGGAGGUCAAAGCAACAGUACGAAUACGCUUGAGCCGGAUACGACGGAGACGUUUGAAAAGCGGAACAGAGAUUCGAGUUUGCAGUUGGAUCACGAGGUGCAAACGGUGGCCGAUGGGAACGAGCGACCUUUCAUAGCGGUUCGAGCAACGGACAAAAAUUAUUGCGCGGGCUGCCCUUACGAAUUGAGUCCGACGUUGCCGGGCUUGGCAGCUUACGGCGAACAAGUCGCACAGUCUAUGGACGAAGCUGGAGGCAGUGAUUCCAAGCACAAGGUGAUAAGGAUCGUCAGAGUGACGCGCGCCGUUCCGCCCGGUUCGAACGUCGUGUUGUACGAACUCUUGCUCGAAAUCGGGGAAACGAAUUGCCUCAGAAUCGCCGUGUCACCGCGCAGUGACUGCAAGCUUUUGCAAAACACCCCGGUAAAAUUGUGCCUCGUCACCUUCGAGCAACGACCCUGGCAAAAAGACAGCCAGAAAAUCGUCCGCAACAAUUGCACCGAUUUACCCGAGAGCUACAAUGCCCUGACCGAUCCGUUGGUCGGCGAACCUGUCGUCACCGGGGACGCUCUGUACCUCAGCGAAACAAGCUCCGGACAGGAGACCCAAUUCGCAUCUCCCUACGCCAGUUCCGUCGAUGAUUUUCCUUCCGUCAGUCAAAAAACUUCUACCCCUGAUCAAGCCAACACCAGGCGACCCGUUGUCGAAGAAACUGCCACGAAAACCCUCGUCGAAACGAAUAACGCGAAUGUCAACGAGCCCCAAGGCUUCCAGGACAAGUACAAAGCGUUUGACGAGUUCCUCGAGAACAUCGAUUUUUAUAAACCUGCUAAACAGUCCGAGCCCUCGCCCACCGAUCCUCGAACUCCCGUUCAGGAGGAUAUUGUUCGCCAGGAAGUUGUCGUCAGAAGCAACUCCAAUGGCCAGCAGGAAAGAACGGACAGUCGUGACGAACACAAUGUUCAACGUGCCCGAAGAUCCUUGUCGGAUACUUUGGGAAAGGAGAAAAAUCUUGUUAGACAAUUGGCACUCAAGGUGCUCGAUGAGUUCGACCAGAUCGACGCUGAUAAUAAGAAAAGAGUCCUCUUGGAUAUAAUCGACUCGAAAAAACAACCUGGCGACGAUACCGUUUAUUACAUCACGAUGAAAGCCGCAAAAAGCAGUUGCUUCGAAGGCACUAACGAGUGUGCGGAUGAUGCUCCGGAAACUGUCAAAAUUUGCAAAGCUCAGAUCCAAACGGACCGAUCCAAGUCAUCCGAGACUGCCAAAGUCUAUCAAUCACAGUGCUUCGAUGAGACGAAAUCACUCGAUGCUAGAUUCAAAAGACAACUCGUUGGUGGGUGGAAAAACUUGAGCAGCGAUGAUCCUGAAGUCAAAGAUUUGGGGAGAAAAGUGCUGCGCCAGUAUUCCAAAUCUUAUGGAGGCUCGAACGAACCCCUUUUAGUUAGCAUCGUCGAUCCAAAGGCUCAAGUUGUGUCAGGAAUGAAGUACCAAAUGACUGUCAGAUUCGGUGAGAGCACUUGCUCCAAGGGCCAACAAGGGGAUCAUUGUCUACUGAAGAGCAACAGCCCCUUGGAAGAAUACUUUGUCACUAUCUGGUCACAGCCGUGGAAAGAUAAUGGCAAUCCUAAAAUCUCUAUCGUUUCAACGAAAGAUAAAAGCCUUGAUAGAGUUCGCAGAUCAGGCACGAUACCUGGGGGAGUAACUCCUGUCGAUAAGGAGGAUACAAAAAUUCAGAAGUAUGCCGAAGAAGGCUUGAGAAAAUUACCAGAAACUUUUGGUCUGUCGUACGAGCCAUAUUUGGUUAAAAUAGUGGAAUCGACGGAGCAAGUGGUCGCUGGUACUUUAAACAAAAUACGAAUUCGCGUGGGCGAAAGUACGUGCCCCAGAGGCGUUAAAGACAAUUGUCAAUUGAAGGCGGACAGGCCGAUUGAGGAGUACGAAGUGACUGUUUGGUCACAACCGUGGCUCGACAAAGGCCACCCAGACAUUCAAGUCAACGUGUAUUCGGACCAGAAAAAAGUCUCAAAGAGGUCUCUUCGGGGUCAACAUUACAGUGAGAAUAUGCUCAAGAUCGCAGAGACUCUCAGGGUCGAGAGAGCUUUCGAGGAGUUCAUAGGUGACCAUGGAAAGGUUUAUAAAUCUGAGGAGGAGAAAAAUUAUAGAUUCAAAAUAUUUCAGGCUAAUAUGAAAAGAAUCGAGGAAUUAAGAGAAAAAGAAGAAGGAACCGGCGUUUAUGGAGCUACGAAAUUCGCUGAUCUCACACCCGAUGAAUUUAGAUCGAGACAUUUGGGUCUGAGGCCGGAUUUAAGAACAGACAAUGAUAUACCCUUGCCAAAAGCUGAAAUACCGGAUAUCGAAUUACCCGAAUCGUUUGAUUGGCGUACUCGAAACGUCGUUACCGAAGUUAAGGAUCAAGGAUCUUGUGGCUCCUGCUGGGCUUUCUCAGUAACCGGAAACAUUGAAGCUCUCAAUGCCAUUAAGCACGGUGAAUUGUUGUCACUCUCGGAACAAGAGCUUGUCGACUGUGACAAAAUGGAUUCCGGAUGCAAUGGUGGAUUACCAGACGUCGCGUAUCGCGCUCUCGAACAACUAGGUGGCCUCGAACUCGAAGAUGAUUAUCCGUACGACGGCAAAGAUGAAAAAUGCCAUUUUAACAAGAAGAAGGCUCGAGUCCAAGUCCUUUCCGGACUGAACAUCACCUCGGACGAAACUGAAAUGGCAAAGUGGCUCGUUCAAAACGGCCCGAUAAGCAUCGGUAUCAAUGCCAAUGCUAUGCAAUUCUACAUGGGCGGAAUCUCUCAUCCGUGGAAAGUUCUCUGCAGCGGAGAUAAUCUCGAUCAUGGCGUUCUCAUCGUUGGCUUCGGAGUUCACACUUAUCCGUUAUUCAAAAGAACCAUGCCUUUUUGGAUAAUAAAGAACAGUUGGGGUCCAAAUUGGGGAGAACAGGGAUACUACAGAGUUUAUCGUGGCGAUGGAACCUGCGGACUGAACAGGAUGGCGACGAGUGCAGUUAUCGCUUAAUUAAAAUGCAUUGAGCAAAAUCGAAUUAGAUUAAUCGAAAUCGCUAGAGCGUCAAUUAACAAGAAAAUCUUUAUUCUCAAUCCAUUUUAGUAAACUAACAUAUCAAGGGCUCUCUAUCAGGGAAAACAUAGCGAUGAGGAGAGAUUUUGUUUCUGUGGUGGAAUGUGUCGCAGGAGAGACAUUUUAUAAUUUUGCUACAAUAUUUUUUUAAAAAAUAUUUGGGCUAUUCGAAUGGAAGAAUUUGAAAAUAAUUUCUCGUUUGGCUGCUAAUUUUCGUAGAUAUUCAAAAAGUCGAUUUCGAAGUGAUUAAUAGAAAAACUGUUAUAGUUGCACGAUUAAAAGAACUUUGUCCAUAAAUCCGAUCGAAAAUCGGAGAGAUUCUUUUCUCAUUCGUAUCCGCUACGUCUUCAACAGCAAACUUUCGCCAAAAUAUUAUUUGUGCUCCUAUUGCUUCAAUAGAGUUGUAAGCUUUUUUCGACCCAAUUUCCAAGGAUAGGCUAAUUUUAUACAUUAUUAUACACGCGCUUUUUCGCGAUUAUAAUUGUUAGAAGUGCGCGCAAAUACAAUCCAGAAAUUAUACGAAAUUGUAUUAUCAGUCAUAGAAUGAAGAUAAAGAGGAUGGAUCAGUCGGUAUAUCGCGACCGUGAGUGCGAGAGAGAUAGCUGCAAAUUUCGAAAUCGAAAUUCUUUGGCACAGUUUGACCGAUUAAAAAAAGGCUCUGUCAGUCGAUUUUUGCCAUCGUUCUGCGUAGGCUGACAGAGCCUUUUUUUAAUCAGUCAAACUGUGUCAAAGAAUUUCGAUUUCGAAAAUUCCAAGUGAGGUUAGUCGACUGAUCCAUAAGGAGAAAACAGGGUGACUUUCGUGUCGGAUUACCAUUCGAUCGAAUUUAUUCUGAAUCGCUCUUUCAUCAGACUUUUUUACGCCUGUCAAAAAACGAAAGCACGAAAGCAGGAUCCAUGAAUGUAACGCGACGCCGAUAAUUCUUUCGACAAACAUGUGUCGCGAAAAAAAAAUAAAAAUAGAGCAAUCAUUGAUCAUUAUGUGGGCGUUUUUCGUAUCGUUUUUCUUUUCUUUUUCAACGGAUGUGAAACUUUGUGCGGAUCAGAAUGAUGAGUUAUAAUUUAUUGCACACCCAUUUGGCCAAGUGAUAAAUUGAUGCAGAGCCCGUUACAAGUGUCAUCAUCGAAUCCCGAUUAUUUUUCGUUCAGUAUCCUGAAUAUGUGAUAUUUUUUGAAUUAUUAAGUACGAAGAAACACAUCGGUUCAAAUAUGGCGUGUAUUUUUGGACUGUUUUGUCUUCUUUCUCAUUUUACAUGCCUUAAAAAAUGACGUGGUAAUAAAGUCUGAUUGUCAGGAUAAACGAAA